CAUCUGUGUAGUUCGAAUGAUGCUCAUGCUAUGCCUCAGAUAAACUAAUACAGCAGAAAGCUCUUUCUUUUCAGUCAGCCGGAGGUUAUGCAUAGCCAACACUGAUCUCUACGCCAUGGUCGUGUCCACGUCUGAAACAGCUUAUGUCGUGAUUACUGCUGUGCUGUUAACACUCGUCGCUGUGGACAUCACAGGAAAUACACUGGUUUUUUUGAUUGUAAAAAAAUAUCGCCAGAUGAGGAUUCCGAUAAAUUAUUUACUGGUCAACCUGGCUAUUUCCGAUAUCCUGUUUGCAAUACUCAUCACACCAAAGAUUGUCCUUAGCUUCAAUAUAACUCACCCGGUUGGAAAUACAGGUUCGGUUCUUUGCAAGCUGGUGACAGGUGGGAAUCUGGCUUGGCUUCCUGGAAUUACCUCAGUUGUUACUUUAGUAGCGAUUGCUGUCGAACGAUAUUAUACUGUGCUUUAUCCAAUGGAUCCAAAUAAAAAACUGACCCUCGGUAAGCUUAAGGUGAUCAUCCUUAGUUCCUGGGUGUUUUCAAUAAUUUUCAACCUACCAAAAUUUUUUGUCCGUACCUUUGAUGACGAGAAAAAACACUGUGUGCAAAGCUGGGCUAAACAGUGGAUGAUCACAGCCUAUUCCUUAGCCUGGCUGGCCCUGGUCUUGGUUGCUGUUGGCAUAAUGAUUGUGUUAUACUCUAAAGUAGUGUACACACUAUGGUGCAAAGCUGAUGAUGGCAACCAUCUAAACUAUCAACAAAGAAGUGUGUUGAAGGUGAGGAAACGCUGCACGUUGAUGGUCAUAACAGUCAGUGUCAUAUUUGCAGUUUGUUGGGGAGCAGAGUCAGUUGAAUACGUCUUACGAUUUCUCACGAAUCUGAAAAUCAGCUUCGUCUACAUAACCACCGUUGACAUGAUGGUGUUGUUUAAUUCAGCUGUGAACCCCUUUGUUUAUUCCCUCCUAAACCAUCAGUUCAGAAAGAAGAUCAAGGGAGUGAUGCCUUGCACGAGCUCUGUGGUGGUAGUCAAGCCUCGGAGCGGGACUUGCACUGAUGAGGAAGGUUUUGCGGACGAAAAUAAAGUAUUUUAAGAAGUAAACAGAGCCUGUAGAAGGGGCUCAAAAUGGUUUUCUUUAACUAACCUAUGGGGUAACAGCUGACUCUUAGAUUGAGAGUCUAACCUUGUUUUCAUUACGUUCAUUAUAAUUACUAAAAACCUCUGAUUUAUUGAUUGAAACCAAGAUGGGUUUCAAAAGUGAUCUACUGAAAUUUACCUUGGCUUCUUUCCUCUUUUUUCAAGCCUGCUUUCUUGCCAUAUUGAUGUUUUUCUACGUCUCGCUCUCUUUCUUUAACUUCCUGAUUGUUGUACAAGAAACAUCUAUAAAAUUAAUGCGAAAGUAGAUAUUUAUUUAAUAAUUAACCAUAAUAUUAAAGUAGGAACACCUUACCUGAUAACUGAUACCUAUAUUUAUGUGCACCUUACGAAAUCAUCUCGUUUUGCAAACGGUUACAUGACACCCUUCUCUGUGAAAUUUUUACGGAUAAUAACGGGAACAUUUGCAAAUCUCGUCAGGCUUUUCUAAGAAGUCACCGUAGUCGCUUUUAGGCUUCUUAAUCUGGAUGGGCUUUGAUGGAACCUUUGUGAUGGCUUGUCUUUGUCAAAGUUCUAAGCCAACGUAUCAAGGCUUGGUUCGCUCUCACUGUUCAUCAGACACACGCUCUUUUCACUUAAACUUAAUUAAUCCUAGUUCGUUUUUUCAUCUUCAACCUGAUGUUUUAAGAGGUUUGGUAUUCUAGUAAUUUUUCGGACUGAGUUAUAUGUAAAUUGGUAUUAAGUGAUAUUGU
Messenger RNA from Stylophora pistillata, 1844 nucleotides. RefSeq names its product QRFP-like peptide receptor. Gene Ontology annotation, biological process: G protein-coupled receptor signaling pathway; cellular response to hormone stimulus. Gene Ontology annotation, cellular component: plasma membrane. Gene Ontology annotation, molecular function: G protein-coupled receptor activity; peptide binding. The record is from RefSeq and is a predicted model, not a curated record. Lineage: Eukaryota; Metazoa; Cnidaria; Anthozoa; Scleractinia; Pocilloporidae.